Anopheles aquasalis is the source of this 1325-nucleotide messenger RNA. RefSeq lists its product as uncharacterized. NCBI's taxonomy places the organism in Eukaryota, Metazoa, Arthropoda, Insecta, Diptera, Culicidae. The record is from RefSeq and is a predicted model, not a curated record.
GAUUUGAUGCUUCGCUAUUAUUUAUAGUGAUAUUGCUUUAUUCGUGCUUUCAACCAUUUCCGAAGUAAUAAAAAUCCUUUUAGACGCGAAAAUUCGGUCACCAAUGCUUAAGGCGAAAAAGAGAAUGGGAGAGAAACAAAUAAUAGCUCUCCAAGCGUGGAGAGUUCUCCAUUCGUUUAAACCAUGAAACAGUUUAACGGUUAACGGAACCGUGGAGAUAGCCAACAACCCAUUUCGUGCCGAGUCGCCUUCGGAGCAGCAUUACCGAUUGCUCCCCUGCUUUGGUUGGAAAACCGAAUCACAGCAUCCUACAUGGUUUCACAGCCCUUUCCACACUCUCUCGUGGUAGAAAAACCGGAUUAAAAACAGGCCUAGUGUACGCCUAUAGAAAGUGUCGCCUUCGUGCCUUAUCGCCUGUGAAUACCAACUGAAAGACGCAAGUGAAACACGAUCAGGAAUAUUUCAUUACGUCAGAGGCAUCAUAAAACAGAACCGAAAAAUCAUUCUGGUGUUGGAGUGCCGUGGCGUAGAACACAGCAGUAAGUCGAUGACCUUGAGAGUAGCGAGUUACCAGAACGAAGAGCGAAAAGCAAACUUCUUUUGGAAGCGUUUGAAUCUUCGUCGGUUGAUAUUUGGAUCUAUGAAAAGUGAUGCUGGAAAGAAAACCUGACUACUUCAUAGCAUCCAACGGAAGACCCGCUAUGGAAUCUCACUGGGUUAACUCACCAACCCCCCAUUUCCGUUCAGCAGCUAUUCCUAACAAGUCAUACUUCGAAGAAAUGAGAGUGAGAAACCACAAAACCGUGAAAUGUCUGAACAAUUUAGCAAUCCAAAAUGGAAGGGUCAUCCAUAGCUCGGUACCUCAAGCUCCCUCCAGUAGCAAACCCGCUGAUAACAGCAACAACAUAGCCGACAGCAGACGUUGUGAGAUAUCAUCCAUAAACUCGACAAACAGCAGAUUUGCUACUCGUCAUAGUCUCGUAGUAUCAAAGACACUCUCACCAGUGUUACUUCGUAAGCGUAGGAGCAUACCCCAUCACAUUAACCAGCGCAGUACUUCAACAUCUUCCAAUACAAGGCACGGUUCUACCAGAAGUCUUGUAGUGCCGGUUCAACCCAAGUGCUCCAAGCCACACGCGCAAUUAGACAAUCGACUAUCUAAUCAACGAAGUUAUGACCGCAACAUUUUUGGUUUUACUCAAAAAGCAGAGCAAUUCGUGUUACCUCCAUUGCCCACCUGAUAAACCUAACAUGAUUCGAUCGUGUCCGUAAUGAAACAGCCGAUAUCAAUAAAGUGUAUUAGGUCACACUGAUGCUUAAAAUAA